AUGAGAAAUCAGCUAUUUGCAUUCCUGAUCGUUCUAAUAUUUUCCACCUCUGUAAAUCAGGCAGAGAAGCUUAAGACAAAUGAGAGACGAGCUUCCGGUCUGAUGGCCUACCCAAGGAUCGGUCGAUCCAAUCUGAUGGCCUUCCCGAGGAUCGGUCGAUCCGAUCUGGCAACUUCUAACCUCAAUUUCAACCGCCGCCAUGACAUGGAACCGGAACCGGAUUUUCAGCUUUACAAUUCGGAUUUCGACUCCGCUCCGGAUAAAGAUUACGAAGAUCCGCGCAAUCCAGACCCAGGAUUCCCUGGAAGAUCGAUGAACCUCAAACACACGGACAAAAUUCCAAAGGAAAUAGAACGGCUGAUCCAAGAUCUCUCGCGUUCCAAGGACUAUCGACCAUGGCAGAAGAUCAACGAGGCCAGAUUCCCCUACUCGAAUUCUUUGCUGCUCACUCGAGGUUUGCGAAACAGCCAGCUAAAUGGUUACACACCAAGGUUGGGCCGCGAGAACGAAGUCGAUCGAGAUCUCUGCAAAUGAUCUUCAGACACCAAGUUCGACCAUAUGGAAAUCA
Habropoda laboriosa is the source of this 568-nucleotide messenger RNA. RefSeq names its product CAPA peptides-like. Lineage: Eukaryota; Metazoa; Arthropoda; Insecta; Hymenoptera; Apidae. The coding region runs from base 1 to 534 and encodes 177 amino acids. The record is from RefSeq and is a predicted model, not a curated record. The transcript is spliced from 4 exons.